AUUGAUUUGCGAUCUUAGCAGAUUGUCUUAUUGUGCACACGUGCUCAGGCAAUCUAAGAAGGUGGCAAAAACUCCUGUCGGAAAAACAAUUCAUUUCUGUAAUAGGUAGUUUGUGAGAGGAUUUUACAAUGGCGGGAGAGGAGGUUUCAUCCCAGGUCAAAUUCAAUGCCCUUCUAACACAAUGGGAUCAGGAUCAUGGCUCUGGAUCAUCACCAAUCCCAAGACUCAAAAAAAUGGCAGAAAUAAUGGAGAUGGAGGUAGAAAAUUUCUUGAAGCUGGAUGCAGAUCCGUUUGAUGAUCGUCAUCCAGGUCGGGUUGACCCCACUUGUGCCUUAGGUGACCUCUUUACCUCCCUCUUCAAGAAUGAUAACUUCAUGUCCAAACUGGUGAACGAUUACAUUAUGUCAUCUCGUGACAAGGAGAUCAAUACUCUGGCAUGUCGUCUACUUCUAGAUGUGGUUCCAGGUCUGGAGACAUCUAUCAUCUUUGAGGAAACGGAUGGCUUUGUAAAUCGCUUUGUUGAUUGGGCCACUGAAGCCGAGGAGCCCCUCAAGUCCUAUGCUACUGGCUUGCUAGCUGCUGCUGUAGAGGUCCAAGACAUCGCUGGAAACCUCAAGGACAUCAAUGCCAGACUUGUUCCAGUCAUGCUUCAGCGAUUGCGUGGUUUCAAGAAUGCAGCGAGUGAAGCAGGAAGUUCCUCCACAUCGCCGGUUUCUGAAGCUCCAGAGCGUCCCUUCGGUUGCUUCGACAAGCCCAACGAAGAACAGAAAAUGGAUGACAAGGAUGUUCCCAAUGCUGCUGCUCCUGAGAGCGAAGAGAAUGGCAAACCACAAACCAGUGGAUCCAGCCCAAAGGAUACCUCUCUUAACGCGAUGUCUUCAAGUGUUGAGAAUGGUACUGGUUCGACAAAUGAAGCAAGAAACUCAGUAAAAGAUGACUCUGAUAUGGACAACACUUUGAGAGAGAGAUUAGCAGGUCAGACUGAGGAGCUGACGGAAAAUAAUGUUGAAAGCUUGCAAGGAACACACGAAGGUGAUGCCACGUCACAAGCUGACACAUCCACCCCUGGUUCUACAAAGGACAGAACGUUGAGUGCCAAAAAAAGGAAAAGGUCAAAUGGUGUGUCUGUCAAGAAGAGCUCUGUGUCAAAGGGCAAGAGUCGAAGGACAAAGGUCAGAGGUUUCGACCGAGAAAGAUCAGCGCGUAAGCUGAGUGAGAACGAAGUGGAGCUUAGCAACAGUAGCUGGGCCGAAAUGUCUCGGUACAUCAUUGGUUCCCAGUGUAUGUUUCCCCUCAAUCCCAUCAUGCAACAGAGGUUUAUUCUGCAGUAUUUGACACCACUUGGAGAAUAUCAGGAGCUUCUUGGUGCCAUGUUUGAGAAUGGCUCUAUGGAAUUGGUGCUUCACUAUAUUGACCUCAACAAGACCAAUGAUGUCAGACUCACAUUUGAUGCUCUCAAGUACCUAUCCUCCCUGCUGUGUCACAAGAAGUUUGCCAUGGAGUUCCUAGAGCUGAACGGUCUUCAGAAGCUCCUGGAGAUACCCCGCCCAUCGGUAGCAGCCACAGGGGUGUCUCUCUGUCUCUACUACCUGGCUUAUAACGAGGAUACCAUGGAACGUAUCUGUCUCCUGCCCAGUCCCGUGUUGUUACAGAUGAUGAAUUACAUGUUAUGGUUGCUAGAGUGUUCUCACGAGUCAGGAAGAUGCCACGCCACCAUGUUUCUCAUGACCAGUCUUGGCUUUGGGGCUGUGCUGGACCUCUUUGACAGGAAAGACGGCCUCCGCAAACUUUUCAAUACAAUGAGUACACUAAGUAUCCUGGACCCAGAGGGUCAGAAUAGCGACCAGAGCAACAACGACGACGAUGUCUUCUCCAGUCGUCAGACCAUCAAACACACCACUCUGGCCCUCAAGAGGUACUUUGAGACCCACCUAGCCAUCAAGGUGGACAGUAUCAAGAGAUCCUAUGCCAGGAACCAGGGCCAGACCCCUCCGGAACCAAUACCUCCAUACAAGAACAUCCCAGUGACCCCUGAGACUACUCAGGAGAACAUGGAGACCAUGUUGGAGCAGGCUCCACUUCGGCUCCAUUGGACUCCAGCAGGAACCCUGAUCAAGCUUCAAGGGAUCCAGCCCCUCCUGCAGAUCAUCGCCCUGGCCACCGUAUGGAAGAACUACAGUGCCAGGAGUGAGGUGGUAAAGGCAGCCUUGGAUGUAUUAGCUGUUGUGACUGUAACCAAUAGAGGGCAGCUCCAGCUGUGUGAACAGGUUCACCUUCCAGACAAUUCAGAAAUCGUUGCAAUGAAUAUUGUGAACGGAGUAGCUGAAGGUGAAGUUCUUUCUGAUCCUGAUGUACAGAAGGCAGCAUUGCAGGUCAUCAGUAACUGUGUUUGCGGACCAUCAACUAGACUUGGAGGCAGCAUGGGUCGUUUUAUGAGUAACAGUGCGAAGAAGAAUCGGACAUCGAUCAGGAGUUCAACGGACAUCAUUGAGAAGAUGUGGGAGACCGUCCGUACUAACAACGGUAUCAAGACUCUCCUCAACUUACUGACAGUGAAGACGCCCAUCACUGAAGCGGACAGCAUCCGAGCCCUGUCCUGCAAGGCUCUGUGUGGCCUAGCAAGGUCAGAGGUCGUCAGACAGAUCAUCAGCAAGCUACCCAUCUUUUCUAGAAGUGGACUGCAGACUCUUAUGAGGGAACCUGUACUGCAAGACAAACGAACUGAGCAUCUCAAGUUCUGCAAGUGUGCUUCAGAGCUAAUUGAGAGAGUGACUGGAAAGGCAAUGUCUCUAGGAGCUGAUGCUACACUGUCCAAGAUUCAUAAGGCUAACAUUGUAGCACAAACCAAGAUUAGAUAUGACAGCAAGGAAUUACUGCAGCUCAUUCAUAAUCAUCUAAGGGGACAAGGUCUUGGAGAGACAGCCAAAAUUCUUGAGAGGGAAGCUGGUCUUCGUUUAGCCAAUCAUUCUACAUCCUCAGCGGUAUCGUCAUUGCAAUUAACUCCUACCAGUACAUCUCGAUCAUUGAGAAACACACACCUUGCUCACGGCUCAGCAGCCGCGUCAUCAUCAUCCAGCCAGUCAGAUCCAGUCAACCAACCAUCAACCUCCUCGGGGACUCCUACCAAUACCAGUACCGCAUCGUUGCCUCCUCCUAGGAUAGUGUUUGGUCCAGACUCAAGAGCCUCACCUUCAAGUGCCAGGAAUGCACCCAGGAGACGAGUCAUCAGGGAGAAAUCAAGCCACAGUCACCUGACCCCUCUCGGCCAAUCAAAACGGGCCGCAUCGUUAGGAAAUAUUGCAUCAUCACGGCCAUGCAAGUCACCGCCAAGCCUUGAUAUCAUUGUAUCACAGUACCUCAGAGAACAGCAUGCGCACUGUAGCAACCCUGUUGUAGCCUGUCCAUCAUUCUCUCUCCUAGAACCUCACCAGUGCCCAGAGCCCAAGUUUAGACAGAAUGCACCUAUCAAUGCUACCUCUAGGUUAUUCAGGAGAUCGAUAUACCCAGCACACGGUGGAAGGGAUGGAGCCAGGUGUUCAAGGCAUUUUGUGUAUAGCAGGUUUCAUCCGAUGCAGACAUUCCGUGAUACAGAAGAUGAUAGCUGGUUCACAUGUUGCUCUUUCAGCAAACACGCAAAUCCCAGAGACCAGUUCUUAUGGCUAGGGAACUAUGCAGGAGAACUCAAGACAUACAACUUAUACUCAGGAAAUGAAGAGACGUCAUACGUUUGCCAUGACUCGCCAAUCAGAUUAGUGGAGCCAUCGAGAGAUGGUCGUCUUGUCCUGACAUCCAGUACGUGGAGUCAUCCCAUGUCUGCUCUUUGGGGAACAGAGCCAUCGUUUGAUAGGAAGUUUUCCUUCAAUGAUGAUGUCCAUGUAGAGUUCAGCAGGGCUUCACAAGAUCGUAUCAUCGGUACUAAAGAUGACAGAGCUCAUAUAUACGAUGUGGCUACUGGUAAGCUCAUCCUCACCCUGCAAGAUGGCCAGCUGAGCAACAACUACACCAAUAACUGUGCAACCUUUGACCCCACGGACGAGCUGGUGCUGAACGACGGUGUGCUGUGGGACGUCCGGUCGGCCAAGCACAUCUACAAGUUUGAUCAGUUCCAGAACAAGAUCGGUGGGCUCUUCCAUCCAUCCGGCCUGGAAGUCAUCAUCAACUCAGAGAUUUGGGACAUAAGGACAUUCCAUUUGCUCCAUACAGUACCCGCUCUAGACCAGUGUCGUAUUGUCUUCAACAGCUUAGGCACUGUCAUCUAUGGAGUUAUCUUCCAAUCUGAUAGUGAUGAUGAGCUAGUGGAGGAGAGGAUGAAGAGUCCAUUUGGAUCAUCGAUCAGGACGUUUGAUGCUACGGAUUACAAACCUAUCGCCACUAUCGAUGUGAAGAGGAACAUCUUUGAUCUCGCCACAGACCCUCAGGAUAAAUAUCUAGCUUUGGUUGAACAACAAGGAGGUGCAGAUAGCCUGGAUGUGGAAAGCAUUUGCAGAAUGUAUGAAGUAGGACGCCCUCGCAAGGCAGACGGUGAAGAUGAUGACGAGGAAGACCAGACGGAGGGUGAUGAUGAUGGAUCCGAUGAUGAUGAUGAUGACAGCAUGGAUGACCUUGAUGACCUGAUCGGUGACCUGGCUGGUAAUGGGGGUGGAGGUGGUGAUGAUAAUGAUGAUGACCUUGGCGACAAUGAUGACGAUGACGAUGAUGAUGAUGAUAUCAGCGUGCUCUCACAAGGAAGCGGGAGCUUACUUGGGUCUGACAGUUCAAUAAAUAUACCUGACAGUUUCCUCUUUCGUGAAGAUUCAGAUUUUAGUGGACCUGACUUUGGUAAUGAUGACGAUGAUGAUGAUGACGAGGAUAACUUUCGCUAUACACUUGGAUCCUGGUAACCCAGUGAUGUCCUUUUGUUCCUUGACUUCGUUUGGAUGAAUCUCAGUUGAGAACGAAACAACAUUCCAUUUCAAAGAGACAGAGAAGAGAUACAUCAUAAUAUUACACAGCACUUUGCAGCUUAUCACUAUUUUUGUCGAGUGGGAAAAAUGGUGUGAUGUUACUAGACAACU
Strongylocentrotus purpuratus (purple sea urchin) is the source of this 5054-nucleotide messenger RNA. It is a transcript of the gene dcaf1, whose product is annotated as DDB1- and CUL4-associated factor 1. Gene Ontology annotation, biological process: protein ubiquitination. The coding region runs from base 129 to 4880 and encodes 1583 amino acids. Gene Ontology annotation, cellular component: Cul4-RING E3 ubiquitin ligase complex; nucleus. The transcript has 34 exons. The record is from RefSeq and is a predicted model, not a curated record. Lineage: Eukaryota; Metazoa; Echinodermata; Echinoidea; Camarodonta; Strongylocentrotidae. Gene Ontology annotation, molecular function: nuclear estrogen receptor binding; histone H2AT120 kinase activity.